AUGAUCAAGAGCUUUGCAAAGAUGCGUUUCGCCUUUGCUCUUAGACUAUGGGUGGCGGCACUGGUGCUCAUGUGCACCUGUGUCGAUGCUACAGGAGGCAACCGUGCCCAAUACGACGGGCUCGAUCUCACCUUGAGGCUAGGGCCUUCAUCAGCUUCAUCGAGCCAAGUUUCCGACGAAGGUACGACUUCCAUCUCACCAGACACCAAUGAGGGCCUCAGUGAGGCCUCGUCUUCCCGGUCGUCAACUGUAUCGGACCGCAUCAGAGGCUUCGACCUGAACGAUCCAGACUACAGGACUUUUUCUAGUGUCGGCUCCUCGCAACGCCCUGAGCAAGCAUUUCAGGGACACAGCGCUGCCGUGCCGGCACUGGAAGGAGGGCUGGGCAUGGCAGAUGCCGCAGUGCGAAGGCACGUGUCUGGAACCUGGCUGCAACACAGACACGAUCACUUUGUCAAAGAACGCCUGCCCAUCGUUUCGGCGGAUGGCAAGCUCAGCCCUGGGGGCGCCAUGCUGUUCCAGGAGCGCAUCAGCGAUCUACAGGCGACUAAAAGGACAGCACGUCGACGCUUCCACAACUGGCAAGCUAUCGCUGCAAGAAUGGCACCCAAGGGCCAACCCGUCAAAGCUUCGUCCAAGGUACGCCAGCAAGCUCUUACGGACAUAGAGCUCAUGAGCAGCAUAGAAGCACUCCUUCACCGCCUCGCAUCGUAG
Molecule: messenger RNA, 714 nt
Organism: Moesziomyces aphidis
Lineage: Eukaryota; Fungi; Basidiomycota; Ustilaginomycetes; Ustilaginales; Ustilaginaceae
Source: the annotation of a GenBank genome assembly